AUGUGGUGCCACUUAACCACGAGGGUUUUGUGGCUGUUCUUGACUCUCAUGGACUGGGGCGUCUGUCUGCGGAUGCUGAUCCCUCCUGGUGGGAAGCGCUGUUUAAGGCACGAAUCUCACCCAGGGGAGAUAACUAACGGAAACUACGAUGCUUCGGAGCCUGACACACAUCAGCUUGAUAUUCUGAUACAAGACGCUGAAGGUCAUAUGCUUUAUAUGCGAGAAAAUAUUGCUAAAGGAACGUUUGCCUUCUCAACUGAAAACUUCCAACUGUUCGAAGUUUGUGUUAGGUCGAGGCCAAUGCCUGGCGCAACAAACCUUGCCGAACGUGAAUUUUUCCUUGAAAUAAAGCAAGGUGCUGAGGCCAAAAACUUUGACCUUCUGGCCAAAGCUGAAAAGUUGAAGCCGAUGGAACUGGAACUGAAAAGGCUAGAAGCGUUGACCGAUGAAAUUGUUCGUGACUUCACAACGAUGCACACUAAAAGCAGUGCGAUGCGGAGUACAAAUGAGUGGCGUAAACAGAUAGGUGGCCAACCCUUGACUUGGCAGAGGAGUAUGAAGGAGAUCACGAGACGCUUGGGUGCUGUCGGUGCUACUCGCCUUCCAGGAUGGGGACCGCGUGAUCCUCACUGUGCCUGGUUGGAGACACUACAAGAUAUGGCUGCCAACCGAUGUCAGUGGCGUUCUUGUCGUCAGUUUCUAUCCAGAUUGCCCGAGUGA
Messenger RNA from Opisthorchis viverrini, 720 nucleotides. RefSeq lists its product as hypothetical. Bases 1 to 720 code for a protein of 239 amino acids. NCBI's taxonomy places the organism in Eukaryota, Metazoa, Platyhelminthes, Trematoda, Opisthorchiida, Opisthorchiidae. Gene Ontology annotation, cellular component: endoplasmic reticulum-Golgi intermediate compartment; Golgi apparatus; COPII-coated ER to Golgi transport vesicle. The record is from RefSeq and is a predicted model, not a curated record. The transcript has 4 exons. Gene Ontology annotation, biological process: endoplasmic reticulum to Golgi vesicle-mediated transport; Golgi organization; intracellular protein transport.